AUUGGAGGAACUGAGCUAGAGCUGUCGUUGGACCAUGCCUGCCAUCCCUUCCAAGGCGGGGACAGCCGCAGCCAGAAUGACAACCAGAGCCACACCAACCGCAGCAGCAACCCCAACGUUAACCGCAACAGCAACGGCAAAGACGGCGGCAAGAGCGGGUACGACGGCAACCUAUUCGAGUGUACCAGGGCCCUGGAUUCGCUUCACAGGGCGUUCGUCAUGUGCAACCACCUGUCGGAGUGCGAUUGGCUGUUCAUCUGCUGCCUGGCUGCUCGCGUCCAGGGAGCGUUGGGGGGCCUUCGCUUUGUGCUCAAGCGCAGCAUAGCGCGUGUGCCGCUGGUGGGGUGGGCGCUGCAGAUGCUGCACUUUGUGUUCAUCGACCGCUGCUGGCGCACGGAUGAGGCGGGCAUGGGCGCCACGCUGCAGCAGCUGAGGGCGUGUACGGGGCUGCAGGACGGGCAGCGGAAGCAGAGGAGUGGCUUCUGGCUCGCGAUCUUCCCUGAAGGCACCGACUUCACGGAGCGGAAGAGAGAUGCGUGUCAGGAGUUCGCACGGGCGAGGGGCCUCCCAGUGCUGCAGCACGUGCUGCUGCCUCGCACACGUGGGACCUACUUGUGUCUGCACUCGCUGCACUCGGCCUUUGAUGCGCUGAUCGAUGUGACAGUUGCAUACGACAAGGGGAAAGGCGGCAUGCAUGACCUGGCCAAGAUGGCCAUAGGGCGAGGCCCAAGAAGAAUAUCCACCACCUCGGGCCACUUGUAG
This is a messenger RNA of Closterium sp. Naga37s-1, 762 nucleotides long. Lineage: Eukaryota; Viridiplantae; Streptophyta; Zygnematophyceae; Desmidiales; Closteriaceae. The record is from the annotation of a GenBank genome assembly.